Molecule: messenger RNA, 840 nt
Organism: Dromiciops gliroides (monito del monte)
Lineage: Eukaryota; Metazoa; Chordata; Mammalia; Microbiotheria; Microbiotheriidae
Gene: TPRKB
Product: TP53RK binding protein
Exons: 5
Coding region: 291-818 (175 amino acids)
Biological process (GO): telomere maintenance via recombination; tRNA threonylcarbamoyladenosine modification
Cellular component (GO): nucleus; cytosol; EKC/KEOPS complex
Source: RefSeq, a predicted model, not a curated record
CCGAGGUACAGGGCCGCCGCCAAGUCCCAAGACUCCUGGGGGAGGCGGAGGACGCAAAGAGCGCACUGGGGGACCCGGAAACACCAGGCCAGACACGACCGGAUGUUGGAAACGGGCGCCCGAAGCGCGCGAAGGGGCGGGACAGAAGCGAAGAGCAGAUUGGCAUCGAGGGCGCAUGCGUGAGCGCUUGGCGGAGAAAGGCGCGAGCCCCCGGAAGUCGUGAGGAAGGACGAGGGCAUCAUUUCCGACAGGAGAGGUUUCUGGGGGAAACGAGUCGGAGCUAUUGGAAAAUGCAGUUCACAUCUCAGUUAGACCUGUUUCCUGAGUGCAUGGUUACGCUUCUCUUAUUUCGUGGUGUCAAAAAUGCCGGAGAUUUAAAAAAAAAGGCCAUGGAAGGUAGCAUCAAUGGAGCAUUAAUUAAUGCUACCAUGGUGCUCGAUCCAUUUCAGAUCCUCGCAGCAGCCAACAAAGCCGUCCAUCUCCACAAGCUUGGGAAAAUGAAGACGCGGACUCUGAGCACAGAAAUUAUCUUCAACCUUUCCCCUAACAACAGUAUUUCAGAGGCCUUGAAGAGGUUCGGCAUCUCAGACAGGGACACUUCGGUUUUAAUUGUUUGUGUCGAAGAAGGAGAAGACCGAAUGGAUCCAGAAGACCUCGUCUCCCAGGUGGAUGGUCAGCAGGUUCCCCUGGACAAGCUUGCAGAAAUAACAGACAUCACCAAAGUCAAAAAGACAUACAAACUGACUCCCAAAGAAGAAAAGAUCGGGACAUUAUUAGAAAGUGUCAUUUGCAGAAUGUCAACUAAAGAUGUUUUAUGAAGUAAAAAAAAGAAUCCACAUG